Molecule: messenger RNA, 4074 nt
Organism: Mizuhopecten yessoensis (Yesso scallop)
Lineage: Eukaryota; Metazoa; Mollusca; Bivalvia; Pectinida; Pectinidae
Product: inhibitor of apoptosis protein-like
Exons: 4
Coding region: 486-1895 (469 amino acids)
Biological process (GO): positive regulation of protein ubiquitination; regulation of cell cycle; negative regulation of apoptotic process
Cellular component (GO): nucleus; cytoplasm
Molecular function (GO): ubiquitin protein ligase activity; cysteine-type endopeptidase inhibitor activity involved in apoptotic process
Source: RefSeq, a predicted model, not a curated record
AGAUCUAAGCUGAUGUUUUGUCUUUGUUCCAGAUGUGUUACCGACAUGCCAUGGCCCAUAUCAAGAGACUACAUAUGUUCGUACCGAACGGAAGCAAGCGUUUUAUUAGGGAGUUAUUCUACUUAAUUUAACAUAACCAGAAACACUGUUGAUUUGUUUUAUCAAUAUUUAGUCGCUUUAUUACAUAUAGCCUUGCUUUAGAUUAAUCACGUCAGUAUUCCGAUUUGUUAAAUUUCAGUUGGUACCAUUAGCACUAAGGCUGAUUACACGCACUUUUCCUAUCCCCUCUACUAGAACACUAGCCCGUAUACUCUCACUAUGAUGUAAUAUAGCUAUACUGUCUAACGACUAAUGGUUGUCAGUUAACUAUCACUCAAUUCUCUGUACUCCUUCCUUACUACUAACAUUACAUAACUAUGGUUGUCAUCUUCUGAACAUCUUUCCACACGACGAUUUCUGUAGCUAGGCUUGUAUACAAAUAGAGGAUGUGGGAGGAGAUUCAAAACGAAUCCUCACAUAUUCGGAAGGAACUCAUGCACGUGGAGUGGGCACGCCUAAAAACGUACUCUUGUUUCCGAUUCACAAUGGAUGUUAGCAUCAUCCAGCUUGCUCGUGCAGGAUUCUUUCUGAGUGGCAACAACUGCGUCACUUGUUAUUCGUGUGACGUCACGCGGACAAGCUGGGAUGAUAACGAAGAUCCAAACAAUUAUCAUCAAAGAGUAUCGCCAGCUUGUCACUAUGUGACAGGAUUAAACAGCAUAAAUAUUCCAAUUGCUCGUUCUCCGGAAGUAGCAGAAGAACCAGAAGCUACCGGAAGUGAUAACUCAACUGAUGGCCCUAGAGUGUCUAACAAACACAACGGGAAUCAAUCUGACUGUCCACAACAACACCGCGAGAUAAGUAGACAUAUGUCUGGUGUUACUGAGGAUACAGCAACAGAAGGUAACCAGACACCAACACAGACUGAUGUAGCUACGAAUGGACAUGAUGUGGUUGACCAACAACAUACACCAGAAUUCCGACAUGGAAGAGACGUUCCAAAUUGUCCGACGUCACAUCCGGUGGACCGAUUAAACGUGAACUUUUCCAAACCUAAGUACCCGGCUUACGCCGUUCUGAGUGUACGGGAGGCUACCUAUGACGCAUGGCCACAACACCUUCCUCAGACUCGGGAGCAGAUGGCUGGAGCGGGCUUUGUUUUCACCGGUCACGCCGACUACACACGCUGUUUCUUUUGUGGGGGCGGUCUCCGAAACUGGGAGCCCGGAGACGAUCCAUGGACGGAGCAUGCGCGCUGGUUUCCUAGAUGCAUGUAUUUACUUCAGAAUAAGGGAGAGGACUUUGUCCGAACCGUCAAACAGUUAAGUUCGGCUUCGCCUGAUAAUUGCAAUAACGGUCAACACGAAGCGACCGAUACACAGAAAUCUCGAAGUGAGACAGGUACUGACAUGUUGAAGUCUGCAGCGGUCCAGAGCGUGUUAUACAUGGGACACAGCACGGCAAUAGUAGAGCGAGCGGUCUAUUCUCUGGUCAACCACAAAAGUUUACGUGACAUUGAGGCCGCUGAGCUACUAGACGAGGUGUUCCGGUUGCAGGAAGCUGAAGACGAUAGUGACUUGUCCAGUCCAGUGUCCAUACAGGAGACAAUUACCCUAAACUCAGUCACCAGGGGGAUGUCUUCCGAUCCCGAGGAGACAGAAACUCAACUCCUGAUGCUUGAGUACCAGAAGCUGAAGGAUAUGUCACUGUGUAAAGUAUGUGGGGAUACAGAAGUUGCUAUUGUCUUCCUACCAUGUGGACAUUUUGUCUGCUGUUCUCAGUGUGCACCGGCCAUGACCAAAUGUCCAGCUUGUAAAGUGAUAAUUCAGGCCAGUGUGAAAGCCUGGCUCGUGUGACAGACCGAGUGUCUAAGUCUGGCUCGUGUGACAGAUUGAGUGUCAAAGUCUGGCUCGUGUGACAGACUGAGGGUCAUAGCCAGGCUCGUGUGACAGGCCAAGUGUCAAAGUCUGGCCCGUGUGACAGACUGAGGGUCAUAGCCAGGCUCGUGUGACAGGCCGAGUGUCAAAGUCUGGCUCGUGUGACAGGCCGAGUGUCAAAGUCUGGCUCGUGCGACAGGCCGAGUGUCAAAGUCUGGCUCGUGUAAUAGGCUGAGUGUCAAAGCCUGGCUCGUGUGACAGACUGAGUGUCAAAGCCUGGCUCGUGUGACAGACUGAGUGUCAAAGUCUGGCUCGUGUGACAGACUGAGUGUCAAAGUCUGGCUCGUGUGACAGACUGAGUGUCAAAGUCUGGCUCGUGUGAGAGACAGGGUGUCAUAGCCUGGCUCGUGUGACAGGCCGAGUGUCAAAGCCUGGCUCGUGUGACAGGCCGAGUGUCCAAGCCUGACUCGUGUAACAGGCUGGGUGUCAAAGCCUGGCUCGUGUGACAGGCUGAGUGUCAAAGCCUGGCUCGUGUGACAGGCUGAGUGUCAAAGUCUGACUCGUGUGACAGGCUGAGUGUCAAAGUCUGGCUAGUGUGACAGGCCGAGUGUCAAAGCCUGGCUCGUGUGACAGGCCGAGUGUCCAAGCCUGACUCGUGUAACAGGCUGGGUGUCAAAGCCUGGCUCGUGUGACAGGCUGAGUGUCAAAGCCUGGCUCGUGUGACAGGCUGAGUGUCAAAGUCUGACUCGUGUGACAGGCUGAGUGUCAAAGUCUGGCUAGUGUGACAAGCUGAGUGUCAAAGCCUGGCUCGUGUGACAGGCCGAGUGUCAAAGUCUGACUCGUGUAAUAGGCCGAGUGUCAAAGUCUGGCUCGUGUAAUAGGCUGAGUGUCAAAGCCUGGCUCGUGUGACAGACUGAGUGUCAAAUCCUGGCUCGUGUAAUAGGCUAAGUGACAAAGUCUGGCUCGUGUGACAGACUGAAUGUCAAAGCCUGGCUCGUGUGACAGACUGAGUGUCAAAGUCUGACUCGUGUGACAGGCCAAGUGUCAACGUCUGGGUCGUGCAAUAGGCUGAGUGUCAAAGUCUGGCUCGUGUGACAGGCCGAGUGUCAAAGUCUGGCUCGUGUAAUAGGUUGAGUGUCAAAGCCUGGCUCGUGUAACAGGCUGAGUGUCAAAGUCCGGCUCGUGUAAUAGGCUGAGUGUCAACGUCUGGCUCGUGUAAUAGGCUGAGUGUCAAAGUCUGGCUCGUGCAAUAGGCCGAGUGUCAAAGUCUGGCUCGUGUAAUAGGCUGAGUGUCAAAGUCUGGCUCGUGUAAUAGACUGAGUGUCAAAGUCUGGCUCGUGUGACAGGCCGAGUGUCAAAGUCUGGCUCGUGUGACAGACUGGGUGUCAUAGCCUGGCUCGUGUGACAGGCCGAGUGUCAAAGUCUGGCUCGUGUGACAGGCCGUGUGUCAAAGUCUGCUCAAUAGGGUAGAUGUCAAUGCCUAGGUCGUAUAGUAUUCCUUGUGACAUUUUUGUUGUUGGUAUAUAGGAGUCUAAAGCGUUCUUGAGGCGGUUCAAUGAUAAUCUGGUAUUUAGAUUCUGUCACCUGUUAAUAUCUUCUCUCUUCUAUUUUUGUAUAUGACGUCAUUGCUUCCUUUGUUGAAGUUGAGUGUUCCUGUUGAUCUGGCUCCAGUUGUUCUUACAGCUUAAGACAAUAGUGCCACUCUUCUUAUUCCACUUUGACCCCCUAGCUAACUUAUCAUGGUUCAUUGGUGAAAAUUGGAAAAAUUAUAAAGGUCAAUACUUAAUUCAGAUUAUCUGUUUUGUACUCAGCGUUUCUUUGAAGGCGUCCAUUACCCUACUGACGCCGAGCUUUUCCUCUCCGACAGCACAUGUCAGUUCAUAUGUUUCGAUUUAGCGAACAUACAUUUUACAUGGCAAUUUGCUUUCAUCCUUUCAUCUAUUCUGUUUUUCUUAAAUGGGUUCACGUUUUUUUUGUUGUUGUUGUUACUUCUGUGUUAUAGAGUUACAUCUGUUUUACCUUCUUCAUGAGACCAACUUUGUUUAUAUUGCACGUCUUAAACAUGAUAUGAGUUUUGUAAUUGUAUCGGUGUUGUGUGUUUCUAUAUAUACAUACAUAUUAUUUAUAUUGCAGUGUCUUUAACAUUAAAGUAUUAACA